AUGCUAGCAGACAUAUUGUUUAUUUUCUAUGUUUAUUUAGUUCAACUUGUUUAUUGUCAAGAUGCAGUUGACCUUGAUACUGUAGAUCUCAGGUGUGAUUAUGAUGCCUUUGAAGUUGCUUUGAGAGAGAUCAAGUAUGAUAAAGAAGCUUCAACUAUGUAUAAUGUAUUACUAGAAAAUAUUCAAAAAUGUAAUGCUGAAAAAUAUUCAAAUGAAUAUGUGAAAAAAAUAAAAUUAAUCAAUGAAUUGUUAUACAAACAUGGUUUAUUAGAAUUAUCAAAUGGACAGGAGUUAAAAUCAUUAAGAAAGUUCCAAGAAAUAAUAAAUAAUUACAGCGACAUCAACGACACAACUGAAUCCUUAAGGGAAAGUGACCCAUAUUUUACUCUGGCCAAAGAAAGAUAUUCAAAUAUUAACUCCUUAUUUGGUAAUUGGGAGUCAAUUGAUGCGUUAUUUAGCUUAAAUACAAAGAGGGAAGAUAGGAAUUUAAAAGACCAAUCGAAAAUAAAAGAACUAACUUAUAAAAAUCUGCUGAAUGAAGUAGAAAAUAAUUUGAGUCAACAAAAUGAACAGCGUAAUUCGGAAAAGAUAGAUCAAUUAUUCAAUGAACUAUUCCAAAUCUCUCCAUUUAAUAUAAAAUCAAGAUAUUUACAUAUCAAUUACCUUUUAGCGGAGUUGGGGGAGUCUAUCGAUGAUUUGUCAAUAUCAUACGAUUUAAUUAAAUCAUAUCAAAUAAUUAUUGAAAAAAAUAGUUUAAGUUUGUCUUUAAAUGAAAGAAGAGAUAUUAGAUUAAAUAUAGCUAUCAUUCAAACUUUUUUACUUGGUGUUGACUCUUCACGCACAAUAAAAUCUUGUCUGCAAUUAGACAUGGACUUUCAACCAUGUAAAAUGAUAUUCAGCUUACAAUCCAAAAUCAACAAGAUCAACCCACACAGAUCUUUACUUUUAGAUUCUGAUGAAUACAAAAGCGGUUCAUACAACGACAAUAGCAACAUUAACUGGAAUCAAAUUAUCAAAUUGUAUUUAUUGGACAAAAAGCCAGUCAUAAAAUUAAAUAAUGAGGAGAAAAAAGAGUUUGAAAACAAUUAUAAAUUAAUCCAGAAAAUUUCAAAGGUAAUGCUAAUAAUACUUUUUGAAAAUACAAAUAUCGACGUACUAAAUUCAGACAAGUUUAAUGAUGUUGAAUUAAUUAAAUAUAUUGAUGCUCUUUUAUGUCAAAGUUCGACGGAGGACCCCGAUUACAAAAAAUUAACGAAUCCAUAUUGUAAAAAAGCUCUUAAGAAUGUAAUGACAAAAUCUCAAUGGACUAAUUUUGGUAAAACUUUAAAAAAUUAUGAACCAUUUCCAAUUGAUGAGUUAAGAAAUAUUUGGAAUAACUAUCCCCAUUUAGCAAUCCAUGCUAUAGAAGUAAUUCUAAAGAAGUUGGACAAUGAUAAGUUUAAAAAAUAUGGUGAAUUAAGAGAUGAAUUGAAAAGAUUUUUUGACGAAAUUGGUGCUCGUGAAGCCAAUAAUCAAUUUAUUAAAAAACAAUAUGAAAAUUUCGAAGAACUUCAAAAAAAUAUGUAUCAAAAUGCUCAUAAUCAACAGCAAAGACAAUAUCAACAUCAGUAUCAACAGCAGCAACAACAGCAACAACAGCAUCAACCACCUCCUCAACAUGGUGAAUUUGGAAACAAAGACUUCUAUAAAGUACUAAGUAUUCCUACUAGUGCUACAGACAAAGAAAUACGAAAGGCAUAUUUACUGCUGACGAAAAAGUACCAUCCUGAUAAACAAGGUCAGCUAUCUCCCAAACAACAAGCGAAAAACCAUGCUAAAAUGAUUGCUAUUAAUGAAGCUUAUGAAAUUCUGAGUGAUGAAAAUAAACGUAGAGACUAUGACAAUUCUAGAGGAGGAAGUAGAAACCCAUCCCAAGGUAGGCCAGGAGGUCCAGGAGGUCCAGGUGGCCAAGGUAAUCCAUUUGAUUUCGGAAAUAAUUUCAACUUUAAUUUUAGAUUUUAG
Molecule: messenger RNA, 2001 nt
Organism: Tetrapisispora phaffii CBS 4417
Lineage: Eukaryota; Fungi; Ascomycota; Saccharomycetes; Saccharomycetales; Saccharomycetaceae
Gene: JEM1
Product: Jem1p
Exons: 1
Coding region: 1-2001 (666 amino acids)
Biological process (GO): protein folding in endoplasmic reticulum
Cellular component (GO): endoplasmic reticulum
Molecular function (GO): protein-folding chaperone binding; misfolded protein binding
Source: RefSeq, a predicted model, not a curated record